Molecule: messenger RNA, 471 nt
Organism: Lichtheimia ornata
Lineage: Eukaryota; Fungi; Mucoromycota; Mucoromycetes; Mucorales; Lichtheimiaceae
Exons: 3
Coding region: 1-471 (156 amino acids)
Source: RefSeq, a predicted model, not a curated record
AUGAAAUUUUUAGCCAUUGCUAUUAUCGGUGCGAUCGUUUCUGCUACCAGUGUUACUGCGCAAGGGGAUCGAUGUUCGGGAAAAAGCGAGCAAGAUUGCAUCAAGGAUCCUGGUUGCCAGGAAACCUAUGGGAACCCACGAAGGUCGGAUGGUAGUGACUUCCACACUAGCAAUGCACCUCUUAUAUGGGAUUAUACCGGUUGCUACGAACCCAAGAUGAUGAACUUAGACCAUUCCUGGGGCUUCCCUGGAAUGGAAGAUCCUUUCAACGAGGGGAAACAACAGCAAGGACAACAGCAAGAAAACAAUCAAUCAUGUUCGGGAAAAAGUGAGCAAGAAUGCAAGGAUACCCUUAACUGUGAGGCAAUGUAUGGGAACCCACAAAGGUCGGAUGGUAGUAACUUCCACACUAGCAAUGCAGAUCUUAAAUGGCAGUAUACGGGUUGCUACAACCCAAACGCAGACGAUUAG